AGACUUAUUUACCCCACACUUUAUUUAAGGAAAUUAUUUGACAGGCUUUACGCGCAAAAAAUGGUUUAAAUGUGCUCAGUUGCCCGUUCUUUUGCACUGCUGUCUCCUUUAAGUCCUGAGAGCUAGAACUAUCCCCUUUGCUUGGGUCUAUGCAAAACAGGUUUGAAAAGCAGCAGGUGGGGUUUCACCCGGAAAAGAGGAAGUAAACGGCACAGAGUACACCAUGUCUGAAGACCUGAAGGAAGAGUUUGAGGACCAGUUCAAGGAUGUUGUCUCCAGACUUCAAUCAAAGGAUCUUUUCCAGUCAGACUGGGACAAGGCUUCCUUUGCUGUGUUCUUCAUUUUCAUUGGCAUGAUCCUAUUGCUCAUCCUUCUGGUUCUCAUUCGAUGCCUCUGCUGUUGCUGCUGCGAUGAAAAGCCUCGCAGACAUAAGGUGGGGAUUGAUAAUAUGGCCCUGGACCCAUGAGGACCAUGUAACUCCACACAUUCUGGGUCUGCAGCACCACGGUCUCAACCUUAUUUUUAUAUGUUUUUUUGUGAUCACAUGAUUCAUGUUAUACAGAAUGAAAGCACAAGUGGUCUGUUAAUCUCUAAGAAGUCAGCUGCCUGCUGUUUGUCAUGUUGUUGCCAAGUCGCAUCCUAGAUCACUAAGUCACUUUUGUUUUGUUGACCUCUUUAAAACACUUUGUUGAAAAUUCUCUUUUAAGAUGAAAAAUGUAAAUAACCUUUUUUAAAUUAUUAAAAAAAUGAAUGAAUAUAAAUAUAUAUAUACA
Engraulis encrasicolus (European anchovy) is the source of this 773-nucleotide messenger RNA. It is a transcript of the gene smim22, whose product is annotated as small integral membrane protein 22. Lineage: Eukaryota; Metazoa; Chordata; Actinopteri; Clupeiformes; Engraulidae. The coding region runs from base 224 to 466 and encodes 80 amino acids. Gene Ontology annotation, biological process: regulation of cell population proliferation. The record is from RefSeq and is a predicted model, not a curated record. The transcript is spliced from 4 exons.